CCGCUGCGCCAGCUCCUGCGCCUGCAGCGGGUCAGCAAGGCCUUCCGCGCCGCCGUGCAGCUGCACCUGGCCAACCUGCGCCGCUUCGACGCCAGCCAGCUCGGGCCGCACCUUCCCAAGCCUGCCUUCAUCGAGCUCCUGAAGGACAACGAAGUGCUGCAGCAGCUGGCCCUCCAGGCCUGUGCCGACUGGCUGACGGACAAGGAGCUGCUUCCUGUGAUCGGCCAGAACCACCACCUGCAGCAGGUCCAGCUGAACGGCUGUGCCCAGCUGAGCCGCCACGCCCUGGUGGCCAUCUCCCUGAGCUGCCCGCACUUGCGGCAGCUCUCCCUGGCGCACUGCGAGUGGGUGGACAGCCUCUCCCUGCGCAGCCUGGCCGACCACUGCAAGGCGCUUGAGGCAGUGGACCUCACGGCCUGUCGCCAGCUGAAGGACGAAGCGGUUUGCUACCUGGCGCAGAAGUGUAGUGGGCUCAAGUGUCUUUCACUGGCUGUCAAUGCCAACAUGGGAGAUGUGGCAGUAGAGGAGAUUGCCAAGUGUUGCCCUGAGCUGGAGCACCUGGACCUCACAGGGUGCCUGCGGGUCAAAAAUGAUGCCAUCAGGGUCUUGGCUGAGUACUGCCCCAAGCUGCGCUCACUGAAGGUGAAGCACUGUCACAACGUGGCUGAGUCCAGCCUGAGCAUCCUCCGCAACCGUGGGGUGGAGCUGGAUGUGGAACCCCCAAUGCAGAGGGCUCUUGUUCUCCUGCAGGAUGUGGUUGGAUUUGCCCCCUUCAUUAACCUUCAGAUUUAAGACAGGAACAGCCACUGCUGAGGGCCACCAAGGACCCACCAUGGCCUCUGCCUCCUGGAGGAUGCCAUGAAAUGCUGCUGCUGAGGUGUUGGGAAGGGGUGGUGCAUCCCACUGGCAGGGCUGGUCCUGAUAAGACUUGCCAUCCUCCUCUUGCACUCUCCCUCAGUGCUGUGUAGCUGCUGAUGUGUUGGUGAGCGGACUCUUUUGAUGCCCCCACAGGGAGAAUGAGUCCCUUUGCAGUGGUGUGAAGAACAGGAAUCACUCACAAUAGCGCUGUGGUGCUGGACAUUCCCCGACAUGCCAGGCCAGCUUGGCACUAGGAAGGAUUAUUUAAGUAGUCUUCUAAGCAUCUUGAAGCCCAGACCCUGGUGCUCUUGGGUAUGGUGGGACUUGCUGUUCAGAGCAGGAGUGUGUUGUGCAGGGACUGUGGACUGAGAGAGUGGUGCACAAGGCCUGGUUGCAGAGUACUGCAUGAGGAGCAGAGUUGAGCCAAGGGGAAUGGCUGGCAUCUCCUGGAAAAUGCAGGACCCACUAUAUAGGGUAGAAGGGGGUGGUGCAGCAGCCAGAACAUAGGAGCCAGCUACUCAAAAACCAGAGAGCUGCCCCUCAGGCCAGCAAGGGGCCCAGCACAGGGUGGAGUGGCAGCAAGUCCCAGUCAGCCAGGGACUCUGUUCCUUACCCCAGGGCCUCUGUUCCUUACCCCAGGGCCCUUGCUCCACUUAAAAGCUGUUGCUUGAAAGAAAGAACCCUGAAUUUUAAUCUUGCCCAUGUGACAAAUGUGAGUUGUCAGGCUGUGACU
Messenger RNA from Alligator sinensis (Chinese alligator), 1591 nucleotides. RefSeq names its product F-box and leucine rich repeat protein 15 (gene FBXL15). The record is from RefSeq and is a predicted model, not a curated record. Gene Ontology annotation, molecular function: protein binding. Lineage: Eukaryota; Metazoa; Chordata; Crocodylia; Alligatoridae. The transcript is spliced from 3 exons. The annotation marks the transcript as partial.